Molecule: messenger RNA, 4342 nt
Organism: Lotus japonicus
Lineage: Eukaryota; Viridiplantae; Streptophyta; Magnoliopsida; Fabales; Fabaceae
Product: syntaxin-132-like
Exons: 8
Coding region: 392-859 (155 amino acids)
Biological process (GO): exocytosis; vesicle fusion; intracellular protein transport
Cellular component (GO): endomembrane system; plasma membrane; SNARE complex
Molecular function (GO): SNAP receptor activity; SNARE binding
Source: RefSeq, a predicted model, not a curated record
UUUGAUACGUAACAGAAAACUCAAUGGAUUCAGGACUGUAUCAAGCAGUGUUGUCAAAUAUCUGCCCUGGCCGAUAUUCCGGCAUAAUCUACCAUAAUCCGUCAUCCGCCAUCAGUAUUUGUUAAAUAUGGCUUUUUCGGAGUUUUCGCCAAAAUCGACCAUCCGCCAUUUACAACACUGGUAUCAAGAUGAUAUCAGGUCAUGGCUUCUGAAAAUGAAGGAUGAAUACAAAGAAGUGAAAGCAAAGUAAUUGUCUAGGCAAGUUCAAGAAUCUUAACUAAUUCCAGCCUAUCUUCAGAACGCCUUCCUCACCAUAUACCUGUUACUAGUAGUCACACACGCCCCAUUGUCCUCGGUUUUGCCAACUCAGAAGUUUGAUAUUAAACAGAGAAUGGGAAAAGAUGUUGAUGAAGUUAAGAAAACUGCUCAUUUCAUAAAGACCAAAGUUGAAGAACUCGACAAAGAGAAUUUGGCAAAUAGGCAGAAGCCUGGCUGUGGAAAAGGAUCAGCUGUUGACAGGUCAAGAACAGCAACAACCAUUUCCUUAAAAAAGAAACUGAAGGACAAGAUGGCUGAAUUUCAGAACCUGAGAGAAGCCAUUCAUGAAGAAUAUCGCGAGGUUGUUGAGAGACGUGUCUUUACAGUAACGGGCACAAGAGCUGAUGAGGAGACAAUUGACAGAUUAAUUGAAACCGGAGAUAGUGAACAAAUUUUCGAGAAUGCAAUUCAGGAACAGGGACGAGGCCAGAUAAUGGACACGCUGGCAGAAAUUCAAGAGCGACAUGAAGCUGUUAGAGAUGUUGAGAGGAAGCUUCUUGAUUUACAACAGGUAUUUCGUUUGGGUAAACAACUUAAUUAAACACUUAUUGUCAUAAUGGCUUAUUGAAUAAGUGCUUACUCACCAGCCAGUUUCAGAAGAUUCUUGAAAGAAGCUCAAAAUAGGUUAGGUAGCCAAACAUAACACAUAAGCGCUUAUUUAUAACCUAUUAUAAGUAACUAAUGAAAAUAAGUUCAAAACAGCUUAUAGACAAGCUAUGAAGCAUGGACACCUUGCACAUAUGGAGUGUCCCAAUGUCGGACACCGACAUUCGAAAGACACUAACACGACACGUGUCAGUAUUUUUGAUAGAACCAGUAAUUUCUGAACUGAAAUAUAUAUGUAUUAAAUGGAAAUAUAUGAGCUAGAGCUCUUACAAUGGAUGAAAAAAACACCAGAGUCAGUGACUCCUACCAGAGAUAUUCUCUCCUAUAACAAUACUACCAAUAUCCAGAAUGAUCCUCCUGGCCUACUCUGCAUAGAGAUAGUAGAGCUUUUAUUGAGAGCUGUGAUAGAUGUAAGCGAACUGGCAACAUAUCAAGGAGAAAUGAGAUGCCCUUGAAAAAUAUUUUGGAAAUUUAGUUAUUUGAUGUUUGGGGCAUCGAUUUCAUGGGACCCUUCCCACCUUUCUUUGGUUGUUAGUAUAUUUUAAUGGCUGUUUACCAUGUUUCUAAGUGGGUUGAAGCCGCUGCACUCUCAACAAAUGACUCUAAAGUUGUGGUUGCUUUUCUAAAAAGAACAUUUUCACUAGGUUUAGUGUUCCUAGGGCGAUUAUAAGUGAUGGGGGUACUCACUUUUGUAAUAGAGCUUUCGAGUCUCUCUUGGAAAAGUAUGGUGUUAAGCACAAAGUGUCUACCCCCUAUCACCCUCAAACUAGUGGGCAAGUUGAGAUACCUAAUUGGGAGUUGAAACGUAUUCUGGAAAAGGUGGUAGAUUCUUCCAGAAAGGAUUGGUCAAGGAAACUUGACGAUGCUUUAUGGACCUACCGAACCGCUUUUAAAACUCCAAUUGGUACCUCUCCUUUCCACUUGGUUUUUUGGGAAAGUGUGUCACCUACCUGUGGAAUUGGAACACAAGGCCUAUUAGGCUAUUAGGAAGUUGAACUUUGAUUGGAAAGUUGCUAGCGAGAAGAGACUCUUGCAGUUGAAUGAGCUCGAUGAGUUUCGACUCCGAGCAUAUGAGAGUGCUAGCAUCUACAAGGAAAAGACAAAGAAGUGGCAUUAUAGAAAGAUUUUGAAUAGGGAAUUUGUCUCAAGGCAAUUCAUGCUGCUCUUCAAUUCUAGAUUGAGACUUUUCCCUGAGAAACUUAAGUCUAGGUGGUCUGGACCUUUUGUGGUCAAAAGGGUGUUUCCCAAUGGUGUUGUUGAGAUUGAAAACCCUGAGACAAAGAACACUUUUACUAUGAAUGGUUAGAGGUUGAAGGUGUAUCAAGGAGGUGAGGUUUUGAAGGUGGAAACCAUGUUUUUCAAACCUUCAGCUUGACAAGGAGGAUAGUCUACCUAAGAUUUGGUUUGCUUGGGAGACAACCCAAGUUUUGGUUUGCAUGUUGGUUUGUUGCAUUUUGCAGGGAGAGAUUGAGUCCUAAAGGAAGAGGUGGACUCGAGACCUUCGUUGUGUUUGAUAAAUGAGAUUGAUUCUCCCUUCUAAGCAUAGUCCAUACAUUUUUUUUGGCAUAAUUUUUUCCUUGGUAGGGAUAAUUUAUCUUUUUGAUCAUGCAUUGUUGUAGAUAGAGUCUUUUUAUGUCCUGGUCAUUAUUUCCCUAUACUUAAAUGACAUGUCCCGAGUUUUUCUCUCCCACAUGAUGCUUCUUUUUGAAAAUGUUAGUGGAUACUUUGUGUUGUUUUGGGGGAGUGAUUGUAUGUUUAGGAAAGAGAGGGGGAGACUUCGGUCUUCUAAAUGUUGUCUUGAGGAUAGAGUUGAUGUGAGUCCACAAGGGUCCAUCUUUGACCCUUCACUAUAUAAUUUCCCUGGAGGAUCCUGACUCACUUGCACUUCUUGGUUCCGCGUUGAAUUCAUUCUUUGCAUGCUUUAAGAUACUUGCAUUCUUGAGACUUGUAGGUUUUCUUGUACCUCAGACUUUGUAUUUACUUGUCCCUAGUUACCCCUUUUGAGCCUUAUGGAGAAUUAUUUGUUACCUUUGUUAUGUGGGCUGGUUGUUUGGUUGAAAAAAGGGAGAGUUGUGGUCCUUAAUUCUCAAAGGAACUAGCUUGUGAAUUUGUAAUUGUCUCUCACCCCAAGUGUCAUGAAAAAGUGAAUGAAAAUCAAAAGAUAAAAAGAAAGAAAAAGUCGAAAGAAAAAGGAACUCCAUGGCAAAGGUGGAGUUCCAAAAAGAAAAGAAUUGUGUUGAAAUAAGAUGAGGGUUGAGAGGCUUGGGUGCUAAGUAUCAAUAGCUUGGAAGCUCUAGAGUCCCAAUUAGGACCACACUCAGGUUUUGCAGCCUUAGUCUUCUUUAGGGACCACCUACCUUGUGCUUUACCUAGCCAACAUUACCCUUUUGAAGUCUCAUUGAAUAAUGCAUGGUCAACUUUAGUUGCUCAUGAGUGAAUGAUUCCCAUAAUCUAUGAAUUUGCUUGUGUGCUCAGUGCACUAAAUGAUUGUCUCAUGCUAGGAUGUUAGCCCUAAAUGCUUCUCAUAGUGGACUCUAAAUCUUCUUUGUUGAAAGUUGCAUGAAGUUGAUUGUUGAAUCUUCCUCUUGGAACUAACUGCGCUCACUUGGUCUCCCGGUUUUGUGAAAGUGUAUCCCUUCUUUGGCAUGUGUGUUGGGAGCAAUUCUUUAUGCUUGAGGGCAAGCUAAUCUUAGUGACGCUCGAGGGCGAGCUGUCGUUGAGUAUAGUGGUGUGAUGAACCUCGUUUAGUAGUGCUUUUAGGUUCACUUUGUAGUGAGUUUUUGAGUCUUUUCUCUUUGUCUCAUGUAGUGUUUCAUGUAUUCUCAUGCAUUUUUAGCUUUAUUUGAGUUUUUGUUUAGCUUUGGUAACUAUGUCUUGCAUUUUUAUAAAGUUUAGGUCUUGCAUGUGUUUUCCAGUGAAUUGUGAGGACUAUUAUGCUUUUAACCAUUUGAAUUUCUUGAUAUUUUUCCUUUUCUUGGUCCUUAAGUGUUUCAGCUGAUAACUCAUGAAGAGGGAAGGCAAAAAAGCAUGAAGAAUUGAUGGAAACAUUCAAAGGGGGGUUACAAGAAGAUGGAAAGCCAUUUCAGCGAGCAUCUGGCGCUCCAGCGCCCAUGUCUGGCACUCCAGCGCCAGCGUUCCAAAUGCAGGGUUGCUAGCUUCUGCCUAGGGAGCGCUCAGGCGCCCCAGGGCAGCGCUUGAGCGCCCCUGUUCGCCCAUUUCGCCCAUUUCGCCUAUAAAUAAGGCUUUGGGGCUUGUGAGAAGCUUCAACCUUGUAAUUUCUCAGGUUUCUUUACAUUUUAUUGUAUGGAUUUACUAGCCAUGAGUGGCUAGUUCACUUUUUGCUUUGGGUUUUAGUGAUUCUAUGAAACUCUAGUUAUAAUUCCUAUGCCUUUUCUCUUGAUUUUACCUUGAAUUUCAA